AUGGAGGGGCUAGAAGUAGCUGCAGCAGAUUCCCUUUGGUGGGACAGUGAGUCUGUGGAUCCCGAAGCAGCAGACGCAGCAAUAGCAGCAGCAACAGCAGCAGCAGCAGCAGCACCAACAGCAGCAGCAGCAGCAGCAGCAGCAGCAGCAGCAGCAGCAGAUACUUUUGAAGUUAGCUGCGAUGAGCUGCUGCGCCGAUCCCGGAGGAAGGAGAUCGCCUCCCCCCGCACUGUCUCUGCUGCUGCAGCAGCAAGCUGUCUCCCUCCUGCAGCAGCAAGCAGACGCAGCAGCAGCAGCAGCAGCAGCAGCAGCAACAGCAGCAACAGCAGCAACAGCAGCUGCAGCAGCUACGUCACCGCUAGGCAUCCAUCUGCACCGCAGCUCAACGCACCCACCGACGGCCUGCAUGUACACCCCACACAGCAGCAGCAGCAACAGCAGCAGCAGCAGCAGCAACAGCAGCAGAGGCUGCAGCAGGAACAGUCUCAUCGCCGCUACGUGGGGUGGGCACCAGCAGCAGAGCAGCAGCAGCAGCAGCAGCAGCAGCAGCAACAGCAGCAACAGCAGCUGCAGCAGCUACGUCGUGCUGCUGCAUCUGCUGCUCAGGCAGCAGCAACGCAUGCAGCAGCAGCAGCAACAGCAGCAGCAGCAGUAGCAGCAACAGCAGCAGCACGGCAGCAGAGCAGCUCUCGUCGUAAGCAUGGGGUCCCCCCCUCUCCGCUGGGUUUGCUGGAGCUUGGGGGCAAUCGUUCUGCUGCUGCUGCUGCUGCUGCUGCUGCUGCAGCAGCAGCAGCAGCAGCAGCUCGCUCCAGGCGAAGCAGCAAAGCGCCGCAUGCAACACACCCAGCAGCAGCAGCAGCAGCAGUUGCUGCUGCAGCACGGCUGAAGCUACUCCCCACACAAGGCGUCUCCCGCUGGGAGACGAUCCCAGACAGCGGCUUCUACGUUCCCCGGCCUAGGCUAAGAGGUAUAAAGAAAUGGAUGAGGAGACAAGCAAGAGGCCAGGGGGAGCUGGAGCGUUUGCUGCUGCAGCAGCUGAACCCAGAAGCACUAACGGAUACUCCUGCUGCUGCUCUCACUGCUGCUGCUGCUGCUGCUGCUGCUGCUGAUCAUGAUUCAGAAGGAGAAACCAACAGCAAGGAUGACAACAACCGCAGCAACAGCAGCAGCAGCAACAGCAGCAGCAGCAGCAGCAGCAGCAGCAGCAGCAAGAAUGCAUAUAGAAUGCCGUGGGAAGCAGAAUUGGAGGUCUGCUGCUGCAGCCUCAAGUGCAGCAGCAGCAGCAGCAGCAGCAGCGAUAGCAGCAGCAGCAGCAGCAGCAGCAGCAGCAGCAAGAAUGCAUAUAGAAUGCCGUGGGAAGCAGAAUUAGAGGUGUGCUGCUGCAGCCUCAAGUGCAGCAGCAGCAGCAACCAGCAGCAGCAACCAACAGCAGCAGCAACAGCAACAGCAGCAGCAGCAGCAGCAGCAGCAGGGAGAGAGCAGCUGGACGAAGCAGAUGCAGCACGGCUGCGCUGCUGCUGCUCCUUCCAGCAGGCCGUGGGCUGUAUCUGCAGCAGCAAACGAAUCACAGGCAAACAGCAACUCGCUUACAGUCUGUCGCGUCCUGUGAGUGCAAUGCGGGGUUUAAUAUUUAGCCGUCAGCUGCUGCAGCUGCUGCAGCAGCAGGAGGUGCAGCAGCAGCAGCACGAGCAGCUGUUUGCUGCUCUUUGGGCCCUUGCUAUGCCGACGAGGCCCCUCACCCGCCCCGUAUCUAAAGACUGGAAGCUGCUGGGGUUUCAGGGGGAGGACCCGUCUACUGACUUUCGGGGCUGCGGGCUGCUGGGGCUGCGCUGUCUGCUUUUUCUCUGCUGCAACUUUCCUCUUCUCGCGCAGCAGAUGGUGCAGCAAUGCAGCAGCAGCAGCAGCAGCAGCAGCAGCAGCAGCAGCAGCAGCAGCAGCAGCAGCAGGGGCAGUGGUGGUGGUGGCGGUGGAGAAGGCGGCAGCAACGUGGAUAGUAGCAGUGGGAUUGACAGCAGCAGCAACAGCAACAGCAGCAGCAGCAACAGCAGCAGCAGCAGCAGCGGUUGCUGCAGCUAUUCAUUCGGAAUAACAUUAAUAAAUAUAUCUGCGUGGCUGUAUCAGUGGUUGCUGCUGCGUCACGAUGUGUCUUCGUUCUUUUGCUGCUGCUUGUCUGCUGCAGCAGCAGAAAAAACAUUUUAUUAUUUAUUUGUUUUUGUUGCUGCUGCUUUCCACUCCUUCUGGGGCGCAUGCAGCCCCAAAACGCCGCUGCAGUUCCCGUUUGUUGCUGCUGCGUUUCAGCAGCAGAUUGUCUUUCCCCUUAAUAUACCUGCAUGCCAGUUGCUGCUGCAGCACGAGCAGCAGCAGCAGCAGCAGCAGCAACAAAUAUCGACACUCCAGCAAAUACACAACACACACAACAACACACACCGCCACCAACAGAAGCAGCAGCAACAGCAGCAGCAGCAGCAGAAACAGCAGCAGCAGCAGCAACAGCAGCAGCAGCAGCAGCAACAGCAGCAGCAGCAGCAGCAAGGAGAAACGCUGAGGCAGAACGCGAGAACAGCUGCGGCGGCGGAAGCAGCCAAACCAGCAGCAGCAGCAGCAGCAGCAGCACCAUCAGCAGCAGAAGCAGCAGCAGCAGCAGCAGCAAUUGCAGCAGCAGCAACAGCAGAUGCAGCGCAGCAGCGGAAGUGCCCUUGCUGCUAUGCUGCGCUCCCGCCGUCACCAUGGGAGACCUUCUGCUGCCAGCAGCAGCAGCAGCAGCAGCAGCAGCAGCAGCAGCAGCAACACCCACAGCGCCAGCAACAGCAACAGCAACUAGAGCAGCAGCAGCAGCAGCAGCAGCAGCGAAUCAUGAAUGGCGCCGCACAAACAGCAAUUGCAGCAGCAGCAACAGCAGAUGCAGCGCAGCAGCGGAAGUGCCCUUGCUGCUGUGCUGCGCUCCCGCCGUCACCAUGGGAGACCUUCUCCUGCCAGCAGCAGCAGCAGCAGCAGCAACAGCAGCAGCAGCAGCAACACCCGCAGCGCCAGCAACACCAGCAGCAACUCGAGCAGCAGCAGCAGCAGCAGCAGCGAAUCAUGAAUGGGGCCGCACAAGCAGGUGCUGUAGGCGAUCCAGCAGCAGCAGCAGCAACAGCAGCAGCAGCAGCAGCAGCAGCAGCAGCAACAAAUGCCUCAGCUAUAGACGGACGGGCUGCAGCACCAGCAGCGUAUAGAUCCAGCAGCAAGAGGAGCAGCAGCAGCAGCAGCAGCGAGAGCGUCAGUGCAGCAACACGAAGACAGCUGCUCCUGCUGCAGCAAGUGCAUCUGCAGCAGCAGCAGCAGCAGCAGCAGCAGCAGCAGCAGCAACAGCAGCAUGUUGCUGAUGCGGGGAACAACAUUUCAGUUGGUUAUGGGGGAGAUAUGGUUUGCUGCUGCAGCAGCAGCAGCAGCAGCAAGAGCCGCGACAGCAGCAGCAGCGAGAGCAGGAGGGGUUGCACGGGUGCGGGAGCAGCAGCAACAGCAGCAGCAGCAGCAGCAGCAGUAGCAGCAGCAGCACGGCUUCAAGGCUGCCACGAAGCAGCAGCAGCAGCAGCAGCAGCAGCAGCAGAAAUAUCUAUUGGCCGAUUGCCCCCCCGGGGGCCCCCAGGCACACGCUGCAGGGUAGGUGCUGCUGCUGCUGCAGACUGUCUGUUCUUAUCUGGGUUCAGCAGCAGCAACAGCAGCAGCAGCAGCAGCAGCAGCAGCAGCAGCAGUAGCAGCAGCAGCUGCUGCAGCAACAGCAACAGCAGCAGAUUCAUUAACACAAUGGUGCAUGGAAGCACCAAUGCCAGUACUACAGCAGCAGCAGCAGCAGCAGCAGCAGCAACAGCAGCAGCAGCAACAGCAGCAGCAGCAGCAGCAGCAGCACCAGCAGCAGCAGCAGCAGGAAUACAGAAGGCCUGCUGGGUGUCUCCGCCCGUAACAGGCAGCAGCAGCUUCGUUAGCAGCACGAAGAGCGAGUGUAAGGUCCCUGCUGCAGCACCAACAGCAGCAGCAGCAGCAGCAGCAGCAGCAGCAGCAGCAGCAGCAGCAGCAGCAAUGCAGCAGCAACGGCUGCAGCCUUUGUGUCUCUCCCGCGCCUGCGCCUCCAGCAUCCUCGUCCCCCGCAAGGGGGCAAACAGGUAG
Messenger RNA from Eimeria mitis, 4146 nucleotides. RefSeq lists its product as uncharacterized. Lineage: Eukaryota; Apicomplexa; Conoidasida; Eucoccidiorida; Eimeriidae. The transcript is spliced from 9 exons. The record is from RefSeq and is a predicted model, not a curated record. Bases 1 to 4146 code for a protein of 1381 amino acids.